Molecule: messenger RNA, 6979 nt
Organism: Anolis sagrei ordinatus
Lineage: Eukaryota; Metazoa; Chordata; Lepidosauria; Squamata; Anolidae
Source: RefSeq, a predicted model, not a curated record
CUCAGGCGCUGCGUAUGCAGAGUGGAGAGGCUCACGUCUUGACAGCUGCAGCAGUUCUGGGGUAGCAGAAGCAUGCCUCUCUUCCGUCGUUCUUUAAUGGCUGGACCUAGAAGAUGCUUCUCAUCACUCUGAAGGCCCCCCCCCACCCCCCACUGAUGCUCUUUCAUCCCUCUCCACCGCCCACCCCUCAGUGCAAUUUCUCUUCGGAUAGCAGGUCCCUCUCCCCCCACCCUCUCUUAGUCCAUUUCUAGAUGAUCGCUCUCCCUGACUAUUUUUUAUGCUCUGCUGAGUGCUGUUGCUUCCUUUCACGGCCCAGCUGCCUGUCUCACUUUGCCUUGCCUCGUGAAGAUUUAUGGAACUGCAGUAAUAAACUGUGUUUGAGCGAUCUUCUUUUCCGAUAAUCCUCCUCGGGUGAGCACCCAACUGGGUGGGUGUGAUUCGAGCAAGGCUGCAUUGAUGUCCAGUCUGGGACCCCUCCCCAUUGUGAUGGUGUCAGCAGCUGCCAGUGAGGCAUUGGCAGCACUACGGACCUAGCCAGGUUUUUUUGGACAGAAGAAGACGCUUCGUGACCUGUCCUGUUUUCUCGUGUAAAGACCUGCCACGUAUCUUUCUGAGAAAGAGGGUUCCACGCUGCAUUCCCUUCCUGUACCCGGUAGUAUCCUCAGGUGUGAUUUCCACAGAAUAGGCAAUACGCCUUUACUGCAGGUAAAAGAGUACUGAAUGGAUGAAUCAGCACAGGAGAGCUUUCAUCUAUCACCUGCUUCAGUUAAGCCCUCCGAUGCAAUUCCUUUUCUGGAAGGAUUUUACCUUGACGUUGCUUCAGCUUUGUUUCUGACCGUGGAUUGAAUCUUUCAAGACAAAACCUUUCGUCAUCUCCGUGGGCUGCAACUUGGGAACAGCUGGAGUGGCGUUGAGCCAUCUUGCUUGGAGCUCCUCCUGAAUUGUCUACAGGAUCCCGAGAGGACUAGUGCCCACAUGAUCUCAGCGGAUGAUGCAGAAUAUCCAAGGGAAUACCGGACCCUGGGAAAUGGCACACGCCGUUUCUCCAACGUAGGGCUGGUGCAUACCUCAGAACGCCGACACACUGUCAUCGCUGCCCAGAGCCUGGAAGCCCUUACGGGGCUCCAAAAGUCUGAGAUGGAACGGAAGCGGGACGCCUUCAUGGACCACUUGAAGAGCAAAUAUCCCCAGCAUGCCCUGGCCAUCCGAGGGCAGCAGGAGAGGAUCCGGGACCAGCAACCCAACUACUGGAGCUUUAAGGAGGCAUCCAUCUGGAAGCAUCUAAAGUGCCCUGCACCUGAACAGGGCAACAUCCUUGCGUCUCCAGCAAAUGGCUGCCAGUGCUUUGUUCCCCCAGCAGGAGACGAAAGAGGAGAGACUCGAAGCUCCCGGCACACACAGGGUUCUCAGCCUGGCCUGGCUGAUCAAGCCAAACUCUCCUUUGCAUCGGCAGAGUCUCUGGAAACCAUGUCUGAAGCCGAAUUGCCCAUAGGGUUCAACAGAAUGAACCGCUUCCGGCAAAGCUUGCCUUUGUCCCGUUCUACCAGCCAAACAAAGCUUCGGUCGCCAGGCAUCCUUUUCCUGCAGUUUGGAGAUGAGACGAGACGGGUUCACAUCACCCAUGAGAUUAGCAGCAUGGAUACUCUACAUGCCCUCAUCGUCCACAUGUUUCCCCAGAAGUUGACAAUGGGCAUGCUGAAAUCUCCCAACACUGCCAUCCUGAUUAAGGACGAAUCCCGUAAUGUGUUCUAUGAGCUGGAGGAUGUCAGAGAUAUCCAGGAUAGAAGCAUUAUCAAAAUCUACCGGAAAGAGCCCCUUUAUGCCUCCUUCCCUGGCUCCCAUAUUACUAAUGGUGACUUACGGAGAGAAAUGGUCUACUCUUCCAGGGAGUCCUCUCCGACCCGGCGCCUGAACAGUAUGUCCCCUGCUUCCCAUCUCACUUCUGGCUCUCCCCCACCGGUGCUUCAGUCCUCCUCACCAUCCCGUUCCCGCAUGUCUUAUAGUGGAGGGCGCCCACCUUCCUAUGCGGGCAGCCCCGUACACCAUAGUGAACGGCUCUCCAACCUGCCUCCAGCCCAGGGUGUCUCACCAAGCCCAAGUGCUAUUUUGGAACGCCGGGAUGUCAAGCCAGAUGAAGACCUGGCUGGGAAGAACAUGGUGCUCGUGAAGAACGAAGGCCUGUAUGCUGAUCCUUACAGUAUGGUGCAUGAAGGACGUCUGAGCAUUACAUCCACUCAGUCACUGGCUGGGAUGGGAGACCCGUUUGCUUAUCCUGGGGGUCUCUAUAAGCGAGGCUCCGUCCGGUCCCUCAGUACCUAUUCAGCUGCUGCCCUUCAGUCAGAACUUGAAGAUAGCUUAUACAAACCCAAUGCACAGAUAUAUAGUGAUACCUAUGGUCCAGGGAUGGGCUUUCGCCUGCCCCCAUCCUCCCCCCAGAAAAUUGCUGAUGGCCGUCUAGUAGACGUUCAGCAGAGCCAAAGCCCCCACAGCCCUUAUUCGGGGCCUCCAAGCCGGUCUUCACCAGUUCGCCAGACUUUUCGCAAAGACUCUUGCUCCUCUGUCUUCAUGGAAAGUCCUGUCAACAAGCCGCGGAAUUCUAGUUCUUCAGGGCCCCCAGAGCUCUUCCCUGGUCCUGGAGAACGUCCCCUUUCAGGAUUCAGUUCACCUGUGCCUGCCAAGGAUACAGAAACAAGGGAGCGCAUGGAAGCCAUGGAGAAGCAGAUUGCCAGCCUCACUGGCUUGGUGCAAAGUGCAUUGAUGAGAAGUUCUGAUGCAGAAACGCCUAGUGAGAGGACAGACGGAACUAAUGGAGGGACACCUCCAUCUGCACCCCCCUGCAGAAGCAGUGGAGGGACCCCAGUUCCUCCUCCCCCAUCGGGUACUGGUACUCCAGGUGGGCAACCCACUGCCAUCACCCGUCUGCACAUGCAGCUCCAUCUCCAUGACUUGCAGCAAAAUGCCAGUGAUCUCCGCAAUCAGCUCCUGCAACUGAAGAAACUACAGAUUCAGAAUCAAGAAACAGUGAAGACUAUGCUGCGGCGGACUGAGACCGAGAUCAGUGUGCGGGUGACGGACACCAUGCGCAAACAGGAGGAUCCAUUGCAGCGGCAACGCUCCAUGGUGGAGGAGGAGCGUCUCCGUUACCUCAAUGAAGAAGAGCUCAUAACCCAGCAGCUAAAUGACCUAGAGAAGUCAGUGGAAAGGAUCCUGAAAGAUUUGACCCACAAUCACCGACUUAUCUCUGCACAAGAGCUGGAGGAGAAGUCCCUGGUGCUUAAGCAAGUGGGAGACACCUUGACAGACCUGAAAGCUAAUUUCCCCAGCCUGCAGAGCAAAAUGCGUGUGGUCCUCCGUGUGGAGGUGGAGGCUGUGAAGUUCCUCAAGGAAGAGCCGCACCGGCUGGACGGCCUAUUCAAGCGGUGCAAGGCAGUGACCGACACCCUGACGCACGUCCGCAAGCAAGUUGAUGAAGGUAUCUGGGACUCCUCCAGCAACCUCCUCACUCAGUCUCCAAAGAAGGUGGACCCAGACAAUGACUUCAGCAAGAGUUUGGAUUUUGAAUUGCCCACCAGCCCCCCCAUGAACCUCCAUGACCUAACCUCUUCCACGGAUAGCCUGGGCACAUCUGGCUAUGGGCAAAGUCAAGGGCAGAGCCACAUGUCCAAGGGCAGCAACCCAUCCCGGGGCUCAGAGAUGGUCACUGUCAAAACCCAGACAGGCUGUGAGACCCCCAGCAAAAGGAUCGUGGACAGAUCCGUGUCUGUAGAGGCUGCCGAGCGAGACUGGGAGGAGAAACGGGCCGCCUUGACCCAAUACAGUGCUAAAGACAUCAACCGCCUCCUGGAAGAGACCCAAGCUGAACUGAUGAAAGCCAUCCCUGACUUGGAGUUUGCAGCAAAGCACAAGCAGACCUCAGGUGGAAGUGGAAGUGCAGCCUCGACCCCAGAGCACAAGUCCUCCAAGCCACAGCAUGGCCAAAAGACCACAACCAAAAUAGACCCCAGUGGCCGUCGAGGAUCAGAUGAGUUGACAGUACCCAGAUACAGAACUGAGAAGCCUUCCAAGUCCCCACCUCCACCUCCUCCCCGGCGAAGCUUCCCAUCCUCCCAUGGUCUCACCACCACCCGCACUGGAGAGGUGAUUGUCACCAGUAAAAAAGAGUCCAGUUUCAUGAAGAAAGCUGAAUCAGAAGAGCUGGAGACUCAGAAGCCACAGGUCAAACUGAGGAGGACUGUGUCAGAGGUUGCCAGGCCUGCCUCAACACCCCCCAUCAUUGCUUCUGCCAUCAAAGAUGAUGAUGAUGAAGACAGGAUCAUUGCUGAACUUGAGGUAUUUCAAAGAAGCUCUUCAUUUAUUCCUAAAUUCCGUUGUGACCAGCUUGUGCCAGAUGCAGACAUGUGGUCCAAUGGGGCCACCAUAGCAGCAGAAGGAUGGAAGAGCGGUGGUGGUAUGGCGAUUCCAGCCAUGAAGAUGGUCAACCCAGCAUCACGACUGAAGCAAACCCAGCAAGGCAGCCCAGACAAAAGCAAACACAUAAAACAACGCAUGGAAUACAUGCGCAUCCAGGGACAACAACAGGCCGCUAGAUCAACCAAGGAUCCUAGCAUGAUGAAUGAGACUUCAAGCCCAGUCUCAGAAAAGCCUACUUCGGGCAGGACCUCCAUUCCAGUACUGACUUCCUUUGGGUCACGGAACUCCUCCAUUUCGUUUUAAAAGUCGAGUUGCCAACAUCUCCAAUCGGUUGUUUUCCUACCUGCUGCUUUUGUGGGACUGGGGAGGGUGUGCAUCUCUCUUUAUGAUUUCUUCCUCCCCAGAUCUUACGGAGGCACCUAAAAAAAAAGUCCCCCACGACAUAUUUUAAGGUCCUUUCAGUAUGACCAACCUGCGGUCCCACUUCCUCCUCCGAAAUGACUGACCUACAGACUUCAUGUACUCCAAAGGAUCAUUUUCUGUAACACAACAAUGUAUUCCACAAUGACCAGUUUCUUAUCUCCUUCUCCAAAUCGACCAAUAUCUUUUUUUUCCUUGUUUUUUUCUGUUUCUCCUCAAAGCUUUCCCAAUUUAUCCCAACUUAUUGUUCUGUUCUAACAUUUUACAUUAUUUAAGUACAAAGAGUGUUAAGAAUUUUGCCAGUUCCACAUAAUAAUAAGGCUGUUGGCUAAUGGUGGUCUUUGCUGUUCAUUUAAAGGGACGGGUAGAAAGGAAUAGAAUCACUGGAAAAGCAUAUAAAAACAAGGGGAAGAAGCCCACUUCUAAAAAUGCCUCAGAACCCCAUGGAUAUUUGCUGCUAUUCAUAUUUCCUUAUGUUAAUAUAUAUAAAUAUAUAUAUAUAUAAUUGUAAUUAAUUGAUUAACAUGGAUCCUUGUAGGUGUGUGCUGAGUCAUUCAUGAAUCAAUGGUGUUUUGACUUGGGGGCAUGUAUGUGCUUCCAUUUUGUGGGUUUUUUGUUCUUUACUACCUGUAUCAAAGACUGUUCUUGGAGCGGGGGAUAUGCGUGUAUGUGCGUGUUUCGCAGAUUGAUAUAUCUGUUCUUUUUCUUCCAAGUGAUUGGAUUAAAUGUGGAAGAAGAGCAAAGACUUGAACAAGCACUGACUUUUCCUCCUGUGAACCCCCCCCCCCAAUCUUUUCAACCAUGGAGAAGCAACCAACUGUUAAAAUAGUGGUGGGGGGGAAGACUGUUAUAAGAAGGAGGUAGCAGGUUUUUUGUCUGAACGAUGCUGAGAACAGGGUCCAGAAACAGAAAGUCAUGCUUCCUAUGACAUUGAGACACAUAAAUGUAGCACUUUAAAUAUCUGUUUAGUUACCAGAUGUGUGAGAUUCCAAAAUUCAUGGAAUACCAAAUAGGAGGCAGAAGUCAGGGAGAUGAGGGUGUCAGGGUAUCUAAGAAGCUGGGUAGUCAGGGAAAAGGAGAAUGUGGGGUGAAGGAGAUGAAAGGCUGCUCUGUCAUUCCUCAACGUGAGCUUUUGGUGGAUAGGAAUGAAGGUGGGUCAGAUCAUGGAGAUCAAGGUGAGAUUCUUUCAUGAGAAGGUGGAGCCCCAUAUAAAAGCAAAACCACUGUGCAGACUUUCAUUGGCACAGAAUCUCACAACCUGCCAUAGAUGCAGGUGAAACGUCAGGAGAGAACAUGGCCAUAUAACCCAAAAAGCCUACAACAACCCAGUGAUUCUGGCCAUGAAAGCCUUCGACAAUAUUGGCACAGGUUCUAUUAAUCAUCUAUGGAGGCCUCAAAUGUAGUACUUGAGAGACAGCAGGGUAGAGGAGGGAAGACAAAAUUGCUAAGGAAAUGUUCAGUGGGAUGUAUGUAUAGCAUAAUUUCCCAAUGGAUUGUAUGUGUGUGCGUGUGCCUCACAAACAAGUUGCAUCUUGGACUAGUGGGUUUUGGAAGGCUCAGCCCAACUGGAUGGAUCUUUCCUUAUUUCUUACUUACAUUUCCACACCUUUAGGAGCUUUGAUUCUGGAUUCAAAUAGCUAAGCUAGCUUUGUGCGAAAAGUUGAGUGGGUUAUUGGGGUCUGUUCUUUCUUGGCCUUUGAGAUGCAGAAAAAAUCAGGAUGCAGGAAGCACAGCAGGUCAUAAAAAAGAAUAUUGUCUAGUGAAGGAGACAUGUGUGGUGUGGGAAUGCAAGAAUGUUACGUGACGAAGGCUGAAUCAUUCGCCAAGUUCUGAAUCACUGGUCGGCUGGCAAGAAAGAUGAGGAAUGGUUUGUAGCGGAGCUUGGAAAUGGUACCGUUUGGACUACAAUUCCUAGGUUUCCCCGUCGGAAUUAUAGUUCAAUAUAUGAUUACCAUUUUCUAAGUUUGUACCAUCAUGAUUACCAUUUUCUAAGCUCCAGUUUGUACCAUGAAUAAUUUUUUUCCUUUGAAAUAACAUUGUAAUAUGAAUGUGUGUUUUCAGGCUCACAGACCAGGAUAGGGAGAGGAAUGUUCCUUAAAGAGAGAAGUAAGGGCACAGCCUAAAGGAGGAACAAGUGAUCUUGCACAGU